UUACAAAUAUCCCACCACUAACCCCACACUAACGAAGGAAGCGUUUGGGAUCCAGUGUAACUGGCUCCAGACCCAAAGCAAGCUCCUCCCCUCCCCCAAAUCCCAACAUUACUAUUAAAUGCACAGAGGGAAAGUCUUUUUCGUGCUGUUGUCUCCCCCCUCCCUCUUUACAGUGAUCUCCGGUGCAACUGUUUCUCUUUGCUCUUCUCCAGAGGCUCUGCUCCUGGAAAGCACUAGCCCAUGCCCCUUUGCUUUGAGAACCCCAGCGAAGACGGAAAAGAGGCGAUCCUGUAGAUGAGCUCCUGACCCCUACCACACGAGGAGUAACAAACUCCAGUGCUUCAGACGGGGUGGGAAUCGCGCCUGCCCCGCAUAUGAUCAAUUCCUGCACUUUCCUCUCCUCGACAGCACCCAGUGUAGUAUUAAUUAUCUGUCUCCCGUUAAUUGCACACACCUCGCCCCGCAGCUGGUUGCACGGAGGAGCGCGGUGCGCGCACAGACGGAUGCCUCGGCCUAGCUCGCAGAGUUUCCUCUGUGGAAGUGCUUCCCUGGUGUGACACCUGUAUGGAGAAAAAAAUGGGGGAAGCUGUAGCCAGAGUUGCCAGAAAGGUGAAUGAAACAGUGGAGAAUGGAGCAGACUUCCUAGAUUUGGCUGACUGCAAGCUGAUGAUGUUCCCUAUUGGCAUUUACAAAGUCAUGAGGAAUGUCACUGAAGGGAUACAUCUCAUCACUCUAGCCAAUAAUGAACUCAAGUCUGUGACCAGCAAAUUCAUCACCACUUUCAGCCAGAUGAGAGAACUCAACCUGGAAGGGAAUUAUCUGCAUCGUCUGCCAGAAGAGAUGAGAACCCUGUUACAUCUGAAGGUCAUCAACCUGUCCAGGAACAAAUUCCGACACUUCCCCGAGCAGUUGACUGCCUUGAAGGCUCUUGAAACCAUCAACCUUGAAGAGAAUGAGAUUUCAGAUGUCCCCGUUGAGAAACUUUCUUCCAUGGAGUCGCUGCGGAGUGUAAACCUGAAAUCAAAUCCACUGAAUGAGGAGGUCCAGGUGAUUGCCAGGCCGCUGAUAAAAUUUGACCUAUUGGUGUCUCCAAAGGGAGCACAUGCUGCUUCGUAAGCCUGAAGCACUGGCUCGGGUGCCAUACAUUUGGUGUGACUUCAUUUGAACCUGGCUUUAAAGGGACAGCUAGGGGAUCAGAUUGUAGGGCAUGCUGAUUCAGAAUGGCUCCACCAGCUUUUGCAAGCUGCAUCAUUCCUGCAUGUGUGAGGUUUUGUAGAUGUGAAGAGUGGGACGGCGGAUUGUGGUGGUUUUUUUUGUUUUCAGAAUUGGUAUUUCAUUGAUAGAAAGAGGAUCUGCUUAUUGUGAAUUAUUUUCUGCUGUCUAAAAUGCACCACACACAGAAAUGCAGCAAAGUGCUAGAAAUUUGCUAUUUGAAAAAUGAAUAAAUCUGUGGGGAAAAAAAGAUUUAACUUUCAGGGCAACAGGAGGGAACGUGCAAUGCAGAAAUAGAUCAGAUAAGAGAGACAGUUUCCUGAGUGUAUUUUCUAUGCACUAGGCAAAACUAGAAAUAGUGUGAGAGUAGAGCUUUCUCUGGUAAGAAACAGAUCUGCUAGAAGAAUAAUAUUUUGCUUCAGCAAAGACGAGUGUAAUAGCCUACUCCAAGGAUGGCCAGCCCGUAACUUGGGAGCCAUAUGCGGCUCUUCUCCCCCAAAAGUGUGGCUUGCAAAGCUGCUCCUGCGCCCUCCCCAACAGCCUCUGCUUUCCCCCUCCCCUCGCCCCAGCUCCCCCAGGGCCCUGGCUCCCCUGUGUUCACUGGGGCAGCGAUUCAAAAUGGCACUCAAGAUGGUGGCCAUCACUGGGAGCCUGAUUUGGCAAAAAAAGCCCUAAACUUAUUUUUUAAAGGAGUAGCUUCUAUUUUUUGUUUGUUUGUUUGUUUGCUUAACAAUUCUGGUGCGGCUCUUUGCAUUUUUUCCACUGCUGUUUCAACUCUCUUUGUUAAAUGGGUUGGCCAUCCCUGGCCUACUCCAGUCGUGUAUCAGUCAGAGCCCUGCUAUUCAGCAUGAAACACAGUAUGGAGUAGAGGAGUGCUGGAGGGAGGCUAUGUCCCAUGAAUAACAGGAAGGCACUUUUUUACAGAGCCUUUCUGGUUCAGGAUUGAAAAUAUACUGGAUGGACUUUUCCUUUUCACUAAUUUGAUCUUGGUGGCUUACUGCUAAAAUCUCAGCCAGCUGUUUUAUGAAACAUGUUAAUUGGGCACCUCUAUGAGCAUCAAAACAAGCAUUACUAUACAGAGGUCCUCUUAGGAAAAAAUAUCCUUUCUACAUACAUCUCCUUUCCUUCUCUGGUUCUUCAUUCAGCAUUUGAUUCACACAGCAUAAUGAUCAACCCUCCCACUUUUUUGACAGAUUAGUUGAUUUUGUCCAUGAUAAAUAAUUUCUGUUCAGCCUCUUUGGACUUGUCUUCACUGCAAAGUUAACUCAAAUUAUAAUUUAAAUGUUGCCCUUCAUCCAAGUCCCAUCCACACAAAAAACUCUUUACAGAAGUGUGAUGGACAUUUAAGUCAAGUUGGCAGACCUGAGAGGGAAGGCAUAGACCAAUAGUCAAGCCAGUACAACUCAUCAGCUGCUAACAUGGCCACUCUGUAACAUAGACAUAGGCUAGCUCCACUUGAGUGCCAACAGUCCUCCAAUGCCUUCCCACAAUUCCUUUUCCUGUGACCUAAAAAAACAGAUAAAUUCUCUCAAUUUACUGGAAAAGAAUUCAUAGAAUGGCUUAUUUUACUACAUCACUAAGAACCAUGGAUUGUGUGCGUCUCCACAGUGUCACACUAAUGAGUGCAGCUCCAGAGUGGAUACCUGGGGUGGAGUAACUCAAAUGUAGAUAACUUGUUAUAUUCCUAGUGUAAUAUUAUUGAUUGGCAGUUUAUUGAUAUUAAGAUGUGAAGGAGUGAAGGAAUGUUCAAACCUGUUUGAAAACCUAUGGUUUCCAGCUCACUCCAGUAUGAACACAAUGAAACUUUACUAUGAAGUAAAGUAGAUGGUUGGUGUUGUAACAUUGGCCAAUUAGUAGAAGCAGUGGGAUGGAUUCCUAAAGCUCUGCUGACAAAAAGUAAUGUUCAUUUAAUAAGCAUGUGAACUAUCAAGUGCCAAAAUAAAUGUAUCAUUGUGCUACAUCUCUUGUAUGUUCACUUUCAAGUGAGCAGUUUUGUUGCUGCCAUCUGGCCUUGGGAUUAUAAAGAUGAUUUCUUUAAUCA
Molecule: messenger RNA, 3253 nt
Organism: Pelodiscus sinensis (Chinese soft-shelled turtle)
Lineage: Eukaryota; Metazoa; Chordata; Testudines; Trionychidae
Source: RefSeq, a predicted model, not a curated record